This is a messenger RNA of Lasiosphaeria miniovina, 645 nucleotides long. RefSeq lists its product as uncharacterized. The record is from RefSeq and is a predicted model, not a curated record. NCBI's taxonomy places the organism in Eukaryota, Fungi, Ascomycota, Sordariomycetes, Sordariales, Lasiosphaeriaceae. The coding region runs from base 1 to 645 and encodes 214 amino acids. The transcript is spliced from 2 exons.
AUGACGCGCAAGACAGUGUACGGCGCGGCCCUGGUCGCCUUCGUCGCCGCCACGGCCAUGACGAUUGCGGCCAUCGUCAUGCCGCGAUGGGUCUCGUACAGCGUCGACACGGACCGGGGCGACAGCCUGUACAGCAACAUCGGCUUGCACGAGCGGUGCACAUUGAUGAUGACGACGACAACAGCCUCGACGGCCGCUCUGGUCGAGAAGUGCGUGCCUUUCCCCGGCGACGACGAGCAGCAGCAGUGCGCCGCGGGCGGCGGCCCUUUUUGCUCCAUGUGGCGUACCGCCGCCUUCCUCAUGAGCCUCGCCAUCGUCGUCGAGCUGGCCACCUUCGUCGCCUUCUUAAUUGUCGUGGCUGGCGGCAAGGCGCGCCGCGAGAGCGGGUGGCGCAUCCUGGGAGUUCUACUGGGAAUCGUGGCUGCUCUCGAGUUUUACUCGAUGGCCCUUGUGACGUAUGUGUUUGACUACUCCAACUUCUUCCUCGUGCCGGGAUACAGGCUCGAUACGUCGCUAUAUCUCUGCGCCUUCAGCGGCGGCGUUGCGCUGGCGUGUGCCUGCGGCCUGGCCAUAUCCGCCUACGUCCUCCCCCCUGAGGACAGCUACGAACUACUUCGUGAUUAUUCAGAGUGUCGGUCCGUGUGA